Formica exsecta is the source of this 1871-nucleotide messenger RNA. Its product is annotated as glutamate receptor 1-like. NCBI's taxonomy places the organism in Eukaryota, Metazoa, Arthropoda, Insecta, Hymenoptera, Formicidae. The transcript has 8 exons. The coding region runs from base 278 to 1768 and encodes 496 amino acids. Gene Ontology annotation, cellular component: membrane. The record is from RefSeq and is a predicted model, not a curated record. Gene Ontology annotation, molecular function: glutamate-gated receptor activity.
CACUAAUAAUAAUAGUCUGUCAAUAGGAAUAAUAGUCUGUCAAAUAUCUAGUUUCGGAUGAUAAAAAAAAUAAUUUAAGAAAUUAAAGAUCGAUCAAUCGUAUUUAGUUUCAUAUGAAUCUUCGCAAUCGUGUUAUCUGUGGUAUUUGAUAUGCACGUACGUCCCUGCAUCUACCCCGCAUUACUCGAUAGCAAGAAGCAUUCGCGUAUAGGUUUUAGCCGCUUAGUCGGUCUCUCGCGUUAUAAACCUUUGCAUCCAAUCUUCUAACGGCGACGAAAUGAGAUUAACGCUCUAUCUGACGUGCUCGACCACUUUGCUGCUAUUACCUUCCGUUUUUGUAAACUCUGAGAGGCAUUUUUACAUUGAUGUCUUUGUCAAAGUGAUAAUGGACAUUCGAAAAUUUUAUUCCGCGGCAACUGUCGUCUUCGCUCAUCCUGGAGACGAAUAUGGCGACUACGGCGAUUUGAGCAUUACCCAUCUAGUGCAUACGUGUUCCCGUAUGCUGGGCCGACACUACGUGGUAACUCUGGACGAUUUACCAAUUUCUUCGAGAUUCGGAAGCAGUAACUAUGUGGGCAGUUUGUAUGAGAAAGUGGUGGAAGAACUCACGCAUUCCCUCAACUUCAGUUUGGAUAUAGUAUCAGAAUUGGAUGAACACGGCAUGUGGAAUCCGAAAAAUCACUCUUGGUCUGGAGUAAUGAAUGAGAUCGUGUCAGGUCGCGCGGAUUUCGCUAUCGCCGAUAUGUCGAUGACGAGUUUCCGAGUGCGUUACGUCGAUUUUACUCUACCCCUGAUAAUAUCUAAGAACAGCCUGUUCAUCAGGGAACCCGGAGUGUGCGGCGUCAAGUGGCUCGGUUAUUUUCAGACGUUCGGUUUGCGCAUUUGGGUUGCAAUUGUCAUGUUAAUAGCGGUUACACCGCUUCUGCUGUCCUUCAUGAAAACGUGUCUCGAAUCUCGAAACACGAUGGAUUUGCUUUCCGAUAAUUUUCUCUGCAUUUGGGGUAUAUUUUGUCAGCAAGCACUUAUAGCAUUUCCAAGAUAUUCGUCGUUACGCCUCGCGUAUUUUACGAUAUUUUUAACGGCGGUACUGAUAACGGCUCAUUACUCAGCGGCGUUGGUGUGCUUCUUAACGUCUUGCAUUCGCGUUCUUCCCUUUCGUACGAUAGACGAAUUCGUCGCCGAUGGUACCUAUCAAUUAAUAAUUCAACGGGGCGGUGCCGACUACGACAUAAUCGCCUAUCAAUCAAUGUACGAUGCGUCGAAGAAAACUUUCUCUACGAAACUGAUGAGAUUAAUGAAGAAGGAAUCGGAACUGCCGGAGAAUAUAGUCGAUGGUUUUGUGCAAAUAUGUAAGGAGAAAAAGGUUGCUUACAUGAUAUUGAACAUUUUGAAGAAAAGCGUCGAAAUGAAAAUUCCUUGUAAAUUGUCUAGCGUUAGCACUGAGAGGAUAGACAACUUAGGAAUGGUCCUGUCCAAAGGCAAUCCAUACACGGCCGUGAUAAAUUACCAUAUACAGAAAUUUUUGGAUAAUGGCAUAAUGAUGCGUUUAAGGAAUACGAGAUUCUUAACGCAUUCGACCGAAAGCAAGGCUUUCAUACCGGUUUACAUGGUCAAUGUAAUCCCAAUUUUGGCGAUUCUCUGCGGAGGCAUUAUUUUGAGCGUCGCUGUACUAAUUAUGGAGAAAAUUUAUUAUCGAUACAAGAAAAAGAAACUUCAAUCUCGGAUCUUCUAUCGUUCGAAAAAACAACUGUUUCUCAAAGGGCAAUAAUCUCACUUCAAACAUAAUAUACAAUUUUAUUUGAUGUAAAUUUUUUAUUUAUUUAAUUUUUUACUUAAAGGAAUAUCUUUAUAUUAGUGAAAAAUAGAUAUUA